Molecule: messenger RNA, 1679 nt
Organism: Zingiber officinale
Lineage: Eukaryota; Viridiplantae; Streptophyta; Magnoliopsida; Zingiberales; Zingiberaceae
Product: aluminum-activated malate transporter 10-like
Exons: 5
Coding region: 55-1491 (478 amino acids)
Biological process (GO): malate transport
Cellular component (GO): plant-type vacuole membrane
Source: RefSeq, a predicted model, not a curated record
GAAGUUGACCUCACAGCAUCCCAAUUAGCUGCUUAACUUGCAUAGAGUGGAAUAAUGAGCAGCCAAAAGGAAGUGCCUGUCAGUUUGGGAUGGCGAGUCACCGUCCCCGAAGGCUCAUCCACGACGGCAGAACCCGUCUCCGGUUGGAACUGUAGGAUUCGGCGCCGACUGGUUGAGUUCGGAGUAGGAACCAUGGCGAAGGUGUCGACGUUCGGGAAGAAAGUCUGGAAGAUGGGCGCAGACGAUCCGAGGAAGGUCAUACACGGCAUUAAAGUAGGCGUCGCCCUCACUCUGGUGUCUCUCUUCUACUAUGCUCGGCCCCUGUACAAUGGCUUCGGGAGCUCGGCCAUGUGGGCUGUGAUGACCGUCGUCGUCGUCUUCGAAUAUACAGUCGGUGGGUGCUUGUACAAAGCAAUAAACAGAGCCAUAGCGACACUUAGCGCCGGCGCCCUUGCAGUGGGAAUCGACUGGGUGGCAACCAAGUCGGGCCAAAAGGUGGAGCCACUGAUUCUUAGCGCGUCAGUCUUCCUUUUAGCUUCAGCAGCAACUUUUUCUCGGUUCAUACCGACUGUGAAAGCUCGUUUCGACUACGGCGUCACCAUAUUCAUCCUCACCUUCAGCUUGGUAGCUGUCUCAGGCUACCGCGUCGAUGAACUGAUGGACUUAGCCAUACAACGAGUCUCGACGAUCGCCAUUGGCAUCGGAAUAACCAUCUCCGUCUGCGUGCUCGUUUCCCCUGUUUGGUCCGGCCAGGAGCUCCACCUCCUCGUCUCUAGCAACAUGGCAAAGCUCGCGGACUCCUUGGAGGGUUGCGUGGAAGAUUACUUCGUUACUGCUGAUCACAACAACACGAAUGGAGAAGAGUGUUCUUCGUCUCCCCGCUCCAAGGCCUACGAGUCUGUAAUUAACUCCAAAGCGUCGGAGGAUUCACAUGCCAAUUUGGCGAGAUGGGAACCGACGCAUGGUCGUUUCGGAUUUAGGCAUCCAUGGAAGCAGUACCUCAAGGUUGGAUCUUCCACGAGGCACUGCGCUUACUGCGUGGAAUCCCUCCAUGCUAGUCUCAAUUCAAAAACGAAGGCACCUGAAAGCUCGAAGAAACAUCUCAGAGAUGCUUGCGUCAAACUAAGCUCCGACUCGUCCAAGGUGCUGAGGGAGCUAUCGAGCUCGAUCAGCAUGAUGAAAAGGUCUCCGAGCAUUAACUUAUUUGUCGAGGAGAUGAAGCUCGCAGUGCAGGAGCUCCAGAUCGCUUUGUCAUCGCUCCCCGACCUGUUACUGACCCAAGCCACGACGCAAUCGCUGAGCCUGCUCGACAUUGUGCCGCUUAUGACAAUGGCGUCGCUGUUGAUAGAAAUAUCGUCGAGGAUCGAACUCGUCGUCGAUGCCGUGGGAACUCUUGCGAACAUCACUUGCUUCAGAUCGAUCGGGAUCGAUAAGUCGUCCUCAAAAGUACAGGACGAAGGGCAAGAGAUGAAAGCCCUUCAAGAAGUUUGAACUCUUGUGCCAACAAAUUCAAUAAACCGGUGCAUGAAGAAUGAGCGUAGCUCCCUUUGAUUGGUUACCAGUUGGGCCCCGAGCUAGUCGACACAUGCUAUAGGUUAUUGUUUUUGUAAUUAAAGGAUAUUAAUUAAUGAUAUACAAGUUUAGUAUUCUAUGAAUUCCAUUUUUUUUUUAUUUCAAAA